GAAAGUUGUUAAUAAGGGGAGAGAUAAGUCGAGGAGUAUUAUCAGUGACCUCUUGAUCAUUCACAUUAAUUAAUCGAACCUUGCAAGACUUUAUAUGCUGCAGUAAAUUUUUACACUUUGGAAUUAUUUUUUUAUUUCUUGUUUUUCUGCUGAUUACUGCCACAUAUUAUCUCGUAGACACAACGCCUCUCAAUAGCCUUAAAAUUAAUUCCCUGGAUAUAAAUCAAUGUCAAUGCAAGGUGAAAUUUUUAAUCUGAUUUUUGACGUAUAAAAACACCAAAAAUGGACAACGAUUUAUCGAUAGAAAAGCUCUUCGUCUUCAAAUUUCCUACAUGCACAACAAACGAAGAUUAUGCUCUGGAAAUUCCGAUACGAAUACCUUAUCAUGGCAAUGUCACAGAGUUCGCAUAUCGUAUAAUGUCAUCAUUUAAACUCCCAUCUUACGUUGAAACAGAUCUAAUGGAUUCACUAACCGAAAACGUAGGUAAGUGGACGCAGGAGUAUUACGACGACCGAGAUGACAAGCUGAUUGAUGCUGCAAUCAAUGGUAAACUGGAUGUUGAAAGGAUAGUUAAGGAUUGGGAAAAGGCAUAUAAAACGAAGACAGUCGAGUAUGCUGAACCCAUUGGGACAACUGACGAAGAGCUUUUCGCUGCUGCCUACCACAGACUCGUCCAUUCUCCUUCUCUCGAGCCUAUUUUGCAGGCUGAGCAUAAAUAUGGCAAAGAUGUCACUGAAGUUAUUCAAAUACGAGAUGGGGAAUAUGAGCAGCUAACACAAAAACAAACUGAUGAGAUGAAGCUGGCAGUGGAAGCUCUGGAAGCUGGAUCCACUGAAAAAUCUAUCAAUGAAAUGGCAGCGAGGCACUUUGAGGAACAAAGUUUAUUACAGGGUCACUGGGGCUCGAGAGUUGAUGCACUCAAAUUGGAACAACGUCGUCAAUAUCGUAAUUGGAUCAUGAGAUUGCUCGAGGAGCAACAGACUAAUAUGCUACCAACACCGGUUGAAUCCCCAAUGGUACCAAUGCCUUUGGCACCAGAACUCAUGUCAAACAAUGACAGUAAGACAGCCCGAAACACUUCAGACAUGCCACAGUUAGAAGAAAGUUUUACCAUACAUCUAGGCUCUCAAAUGAAACAAAUGCACAAUAUCAGGAUUUUAACUGGAGAUGUUCUAGAUUUUUGUAGAACGAAAAAUAAUGGAAAUAUGGAACCAACUCCACAAAGAUUGCAGACAGCUCUUGGACUGUACUCGAACGACCUUUGUGGUCUAGUUCUCCUGAGUGACAAUCAUCUAGGGAGUUACUCUGGUAUCACCAAAGAGCUCACUUCCAUUUGUCAAUUGACUACGGAAUUUCAUUUCCCUCCUAUUGACGAGCAAUUAGAAAAAAUCAAAGAGGAUGUUAAAGAAGCUGUCGCGUGGAGACAGACGCACCAUCGAGAGGGGAGUGAUAACCAGGUCAAGAAAUCAGCAUCUAGUCGAUCGCUACAAACUGGCGAUGUUUUUAUUUCAAGGCAUUCCAAUUUAGCACAGGUUCAUGUUGUGUUUCACAUGGUUGUCAAUGAUUCAUUACGUUCAGGCGAUAUCAACUCAAGAUGCCCAGCGAUUCUCGGCCUGAGAAAUAUUCUGAAAACUGCUUGCGUUAAUGAUGUGACAACCAUUACAAUUCCAGUAUUACUCGUCCAUGAAAUGACAGAAGACAUGACAGUCGCCUGGUGUACAAAACGUGCAGAACUUGUAUUCAAGUGUGUUAAAGGAUUUAUGAUAGAAAUGGCCUCCUGGGGAGGGGCAGAACUGAAAAAUUUACAGUUCCUAGUUCCAAAGGGAAUGUCUGAAGAAGUUUUUGGAACAUUGGCCACUAUGCUACCAAGUAUAUUCCGGGUGUCAAAUCCCCUGGUUUUCAAGGCGAAUGGUGCACCCAAUACACCGAAGAAAUAAAUCCAUAAAGGAAUUCAUUCUGAUUAUCAGGGAUGUUUUUUUUCCUUAAUUCAUAUAUGCCUUUAUUUUGCUAUGUGAGGUAUCGCCUAGCUUGCUCAAAUUUAAAAUUCAUCGGCAAUAAUUGUGAUAAGAUACUUGUUUAAUCAUUAAAUAAAUAACGAUUUAUCAUU
This is a messenger RNA of Fopius arisanus, 2108 nucleotides long. Its product is annotated as protein C12orf4 homolog. NCBI's taxonomy places the organism in Eukaryota, Metazoa, Arthropoda, Insecta, Hymenoptera, Braconidae. The record is from RefSeq and is a predicted model, not a curated record. The transcript has 9 exons. Gene Ontology annotation, cellular component: cytoplasm. Bases 283 to 1938 code for a protein of 551 amino acids.